Messenger RNA from Rhizopus microsporus ATCC 52813, 3288 nucleotides. RefSeq lists its product as uncharacterized. Gene Ontology annotation, cellular component: Sin3-type complex; chromatin. The transcript is spliced from 9 exons. The coding region runs from base 1 to 3288 and encodes 1095 amino acids. Gene Ontology annotation, molecular function: transcription corepressor activity. The record is from RefSeq and is a predicted model, not a curated record. Gene Ontology annotation, biological process: negative regulation of transcription by RNA polymerase II. Lineage: Eukaryota; Fungi; Mucoromycota; Mucoromycetes; Mucorales; Rhizopodaceae.
AUGUCCACAGGACCUCCUUCUCCAUCAAGACAUUUAACCUCUUCUGGCAAAACCUCUAGUAGCAAUAGUAGUAGUCCAAACAAGCCUUACAUGAGUUCAUACAACCCUUCCAUUCCACCAUUACAAGACAGCAUUUCUUCUCCUCUUCCUCCUUUCUCACGUACACCUGCUGAUUCGUUUCAUAUACCAACACCUAAUGUAUUACCUCCUCUAACAACAAACGCGAAUGGCUUCAACAACGUCACAAAUAAUAAUAAUAACAAUGCUGAUAAUAAUAGCAAUCGCCAAAAUGCCAGUAAUCAGGGCUACAGACCACUGAAUGUCAAGGAUGCUCUAAGCUAUCUUGAUCAAGUCAAGGUCAGAUUUUCUGAUCAACCUGAAGUCUAUAAUCGAUUUUUAGAUAUCAUGAAGGAGUUUAAAAGCCAAGCUAUUGAUACACCGGGUGUUAUCGAGCGAGUAUCUACCCUAUUCCGAGGACACCCGACUUUGAUAUCUGGAUUCAACACAUUUUUACCUCCAGGAUAUCGUAUCGAGUGCUCAGUUGAUGAUCAUGCAAGAGAUGUGAUCAAGGUGACGACGCCAGCUGGAACAACGACCAGUACAAGCAACGAUUCACCAUAUUAUUAUCAAAGAGAGCCUACUUAUUCUUAUUCUCAUCAACAGCAGACAAUUGAUGAAGCAGCGCGUAGACCACCUAUCGAGUUCAACCAUGCCAUCAACUAUGUCAAUAAAAUCAAAAACAGAUUUGCAAACGAUCCAGAUGUCUACAAACGAUUCUUGGAAAUUCUUCAAACCUAUCAAAAGGAACAGAAACCAAUUACAGAAGUUUAUAGCCAAGUUCAGAUUCUAUUCAAUGGUGCUACUGACUUACUGAACGAAUUUAAACAAUUCUUACCGGAUACAACAGCAUCAACCGCAGGAGGAAGUUCGUCUUCAAAAAAGCAGUCAAAGAGAAGAGCGCUCGUUCACUCACCAAAACAAAAGAAGAGCAAGAUUAGCCAUCAUCAUUCACGCGACCAGCAUACAUCAGAUGUUAGAUCCACUACUUCUUAUUACUAUGAACCAGUUCUUUCAGCUGAAGAGGCCGAGUUCUUUGAAAAAGUCAGAAAACACAUUGGAAAUAAGACGACCUACUACUCGUUUUUAAAAGUACUCAAUUUAUUUUGUCAGCAAAUACUUGAUCAAAAUGGAUUGGUCGAACGUUGUGAAAGUUUCUUGGGAGGAAACAAAGAGCUUUUCAAUCAGUUGAAGGUACUCGUAGGUUAUUGUGGACAAGAUAAAGUGAUUGAAAAUAUACCGGCUGUAUCUCAUAAACCAGAACUCCUAAGUUCUCCAGACUGUGGCCCAAGUUAUCGUAUGGUGCCAGAAUCUUGGCAAGCUCAACAACGCUGCUCAGGAAGGGAUGCUCUUUGUAAAGAGGUAUUAAAUGAUCAGUAUGUAUCUCAUCCCACUUGGGCCAGUGAGGAUGGAGGUUUUAUUGCAUCAAAAAAGAAUAUCUUUGAGGAAGCGCUUCAUCGCGUAGAGGAAGAGAGAUAUGAUUAUGAUAUCAAUAUUGAAGCAAAUCUAAAUACGAUAUCCUUACUGGAGCCAUUGGCUAAGCGAAUCAGUGCCAUGCCUGAAGAAGAAAAAAAGAACUUCAAGCUGCCAGUUGGCUUGGGCGGACCAUCCAAGACUAUUUAUCAGCGUAUUAUCAAAAAGAUUUACGGAAAGGAACAGGGCACAGAGGUUAUUGAGAUGCUUCACAGACAUCCUGCCCAGGCAGUACCUGUCGUUUUGAAACGACUAAAACAAAAGGAUGAGGAGUGGAGAAAGGCACAGCGUGAGUGGAAUAAAGUAUGGCGCGAGAUAGAAGUCAAGAACUAUUACAAGGCACUAGACUAUCAAGGUGUCAACUUUAAGACAAAUGACCGUAAAGCCAUGUCAGUGAAAUCACUUGUAACUGAAAUAGAGGUGAUCCGCUUAGAUCAAGAGCAAGAGUACAGCGUUAGGCCACAGUUUUUAUUCGAAUUUAAGGAUAAGCUACUCUUCAAGGACGUCACUCGAGUGCUCUUUAGCUAUUUUGAAAGACAGUCGAUCUAUGGUUCUGCUGACUGCGAAGUCAUGAAGGCGUUUGUUGAAAUGUUUUUGCCUGUCUUCUUUGAUGCUCCUGAUGUGACAUCUGACAAGGAUGAAAAAAGACGCGAAGAAGUAAAGGAAGAGCUGAUAGAGGAUGAGGACAUUGAAGACGAUAUGACUGAGGACGAAGAAGAUGAGAUGAGAAGGCCCUAUACAAGACAUAAAGAAAAUUCCCCUGAGACAGCUAGCACACCUGAACCAAGUGGAAUGGAUAUAAGCCAGACAAUUUCAGAUGCUGUUACAAAGAGUGCUCCUGAAAAGGAAGACGAGCCUACUGCAAGGCAUAAUGUAUAUACAUUUUUUGGUAACACUACUUUCUAUUGCUUCUUCCGCUUAUUUCAAAUGGCCUAUGACCGUUUGGGUAAGAUGAAGCGAUUAGAUCAAGAGUACCAGUUAAAUAAAUCAAAGCAUUUGAGCAAGGCUGCUAUUGGAUUAGGUGCAGACAACAAGAUAUUUCAGAGCUUGAAUUUGGAUGUGAAGCAAGGAUAUUACAAGACGCUACUAAAACUCAUUGAUAAGUUCUUUGACGAUGAAUUAGAUCAACAAACAUUUGAAGAAUGCUCAAGAUAUAUAUUUGGUACAAGGGCUUAUAUCCUCUUUAGCAUUGAUAAACUGAUGCAAUCUAUUGUUCGUCAGCUUCACCACAUUGUGUCAGAUCCUAAAGCACAAACGUUAUUGUCUUGUUUUAAAGAACAUCAUGAAUAUGAAAAACAUACAGCAGAAUUAACGAAAGCCUAUCGAAUGCAAGUGACAGAAAUACUAGGAAAUGAAGAUGAGGUUUAUAAUUUAUCCUUUAAUACUGUGGAUCGAACCAUGUCUAUUCAGUUAUUGGAUAAAAAUGAUGACAUAUUUGAAUUGGACGAUGAAGACAGGUACAAUGAAUAUGUCAGUAACUACAUUGACUGGGAGCACGACACGCCCAAUGUAAAUAGAAAAUUAUUGAAUCCUUCCUACUUGAAAAGAAAUAUUCGUCAUCCAUCCCAUUCUCAUAGGAUGAGAUCGAAUAUGCAAUACAAGAUAUGCAGAAACACCUAUCAUCUAUUCUAUGUGAUAGGAACUGAAGAUUCUCUUGUUGCUAAAAAGAAUACGACGCGUUGUAAUGAAGCAGAAAUCAAAAGCAAUCGUUUCAAGUCUUGGCUGGAGAAGAAGCAAAUUGAGUCAGCAGAAACAUGA